This is a messenger RNA of Diospyros lotus (date-plum), 1908 nucleotides long. RefSeq names its product CRS2-associated factor 2, mitochondrial. NCBI's taxonomy places the organism in Eukaryota, Viridiplantae, Streptophyta, Magnoliopsida, Ericales, Ebenaceae. Gene Ontology annotation, biological process: Group II intron splicing. The record is from RefSeq and is a predicted model, not a curated record. The coding region runs from base 193 to 1296 and encodes 367 amino acids. Gene Ontology annotation, molecular function: RNA binding. The transcript is spliced from 6 exons.
AUCUCUUGGAAGCUUUCGAGUCGAUGGUUGGAGAUCAAAGGCGGUGCAAGGAUGAGAGAUUGAGCAAGAUUCCUCUCAGGGGAGUCCUAUAACUAUAUCAAAUCUCAAAGAAGGGUAAUAAGCGGAUGGUCAUUUAAAUUGGAGUUAGAUCUCAAACUAGACUGCCAGAGUGAAGGGGUUUUCUCUGCGUCGAUGCUAAAGCUCCUUCAAUGGCGUCCUUCGCCUUCAGCUCCAUCACUUCAAACCCUAACCCAGCCGCCAUUCCUCCUCUUCCAUCUCCAUCGAUUUCUCACCCACUUUCAGUCCCAAUCCGAACUAGAAGACAUCUACGACCCUCCAUUUUCGCCCACUCCUAAACCCGAAACUCUCAAACCCAAGAAGAAGAAGAAGAAGAAAAAUACUCCCGGCGAAGCCAAGAAAGACGACGGGAAUAGCUUCCCCCUGAAAUCCGAUCUGCCCUUCGACUUCCGGUACUCCUAUUCCGAGACCAACCCGACGGUUCAGCCCAUUGGGUUCCGCGAACCGCCGCGGUUCUCCCCCUUCGGCCCCGGCCGGCUCGACCGGAAAUGGACGGGCACCUGCGCUCCGCUCGACCCGGCUCCCGAUUUGGCCGAGGUUGCGCGAGAACGUGAUGCAAUUCUCGGAGAAUCGCUAUCGGAAAAAGAGGUCGCGGAGCUCGUGGAACGGUAUCGUCACAGCGAUUGUUCUCGCCAGAUCAAUUUGGGGAGGGGAGGUGUUACUCACAACAUGCUUGAAGACAUCCACAACCACUGGAAGCGGGCUGAAGCAGUCAGGAUCAAAGUCUUGGGUGUGCCGACUCUUGACAUGGACAAUGUUUGCUUCCAUCUUGAGGACAAAUCUGGUGGAAAUAUUAUCCACCGCCACAUAAAUGUGCUCCUACUAUAUCGGGGGCGAAACUAUGACCCCAAGAGCAGGCCAGUUGUUCCUUUGAUGUUAUGGAAGCCCUAUGCUCCAAUAUAUCCGAAGCUCGUGAAGAAUGUCGUAGAUGGUCUCACAUUUGAGGAAACGAAGGAAAUUAGAAACAGGGGACUUAAGUCUCCACCUUUAAUGAAACUUACAAGGAAUGGCGUGUAUGUGAAUGUUGUGGAGAGAGUGAAGGAAGCGUUUCAGGCUGAAGAAGUUGUACGACUAGACUGCCUGCAUGUGGGUGCAAGUGACUGCAAGAAGAUAGGUGCUAAGUUAAGGGUACGACUAGCACUUGAAUCAGAUUUGGUGCCUUGUGUUCCAAUUCUGUUCAAGGAUGAGCAGAUUGUACUAUGGAGGGGAAAGAAAUAGCUGGAACCGGGCGCGGUUUUGUUGGCCAAACCUGCAGACCUUGGACAGCAUGAUUAGAUAUUCGGCGUGAAUUGGGAAGAGCUGGAUCAAGACUUGGUAACUCGGUUGUUCUACCACAAAUUAAUUUGCCUAUGCUCAUGGUGACACAUACAUGAUUGGAUGCUUAACUCUGCCCGUACUUUCCUAUUUAUGGCUGGUACAAGCUUGAUUAUAGGAGGGUUGCAUUUUGUAGCCGACAACUGGCGUAGAACUCAUGGAAUCAAACAGAAGGGGAGCUAGAAGUCCUGUAGCCGAACCGACAUGAAAUGAGGGGAGUGAGUUUUGGCACAUGGUAUUCCAGCAUCCAUGCUGCUUUGCAGAAAGGGAUUCUGUUGGUCCCAAAUAGGAUUUGUUUAGUAGUGGUGUUGUUGUACAAGGAAUGCAUGCAACACAACCUUGUAAUAGCUCUAUGAGAGAGUCUAGGAUCUCUGGUUGAGGUUCCUAAGGCUUAGGAUCUGUUUGGUAUUGUUGUGAAAUGGUUGCUGUCAUGGGAAUCAUUUUAACGAUAAGAACUUUUAUGAGCAUUAUUUUUGUAAAAACAAGUUUUACAUUUGGUCAAAUUAUUUUUAACAA